CAGCCUUGCCUAAUCAUUGGCUAAUAGAAAGCCUUGGGAGAGAGAGGAGACUAGAAUGAGAGGUGGCUACACCGACAGCCGAAGGUGCAACUAAAAAGCGCUCACUCACCUUGCUGCUUCCUCGGGAUUCAAUCAGCAGCCCUGCGGACUCUGAUUCCAGUGCUCAGCCAUGAUCAGGCGAGGCUUCCAGGUGGCAGCAGGACUUGGGUCACACAGAGCCCUUCCUCGUGCCCCCCUCCUCCUGCCCAGAUUCAACCCUGCCUCAGCGUUCGGAUCCUCCACGGACUUCCUGGUCUCAAGGUUCUGUCGGCCAAAGGCAGAUCUGAAGGAUUAUGCCCUUCCCAAUGCCAGCUGGUGUCCGGAAAUGCUAAGCCUGUACCACGAAUUUCUGGAGAAGACCAAGACUGAUGACUGGGUCAAAGUGCCCUCCUUCAAGUCUAACAGACACCACAUCCGGGGGUUCAAGCUCCCAUUGGGAUUAGAGGUUACCUCAGACAAACAUGACCGGUGCAUUAUCACCAGGUGCAUUGAAGUGGAAGGACAAGGCUAUGAGUAUGUCAUCUUUUUCCAUCUGAGGGAGAAGAAGUCCGUCUGUCUUUUCCAACCAGGCCCCUAUCUGGAGGGGAUCCCAGGGUUUGCCCAUGGAGGGUCCCUGGCAACCAUGACGGAUGAGGCAUUUGCUAAAACUGCUUUCCUGGCCGGAGGGGGGCUGUUCACAUUAAACUUCAGUAUCAAGUACAAAAACCCUGUCCCAGUGGGCUCUCUGGCUGUGCUGAACAUCAAUGUGGAAAAGACUGAGGACCAGAAGAUAUACCUGUCCUGCAUCAUCCAGAGCAGAGACCAGCAGACAGUUUAUGCCAAAGCCUCAGGUGUUUUCCUCCAGAAGCAGCUGGAAGAAGAGUCACCCCAAUAAUAGCGACUGUGGCUGCAGGAGAGCCCACCACUGACUGCCCUGCCCACCUGGGACCCCCCGCAGGGCAGGAAGGGGUGCCCCGGAAGUACCUGGUGACAUGUGGAAGAGGGCACUUUUUUCUGCGUAAAUAAAGUCUGCAGCCCCA
This is a messenger RNA of Vicugna pacos (alpaca), 1058 nucleotides long. It is a transcript of the gene THEM5, whose product is annotated as thioesterase superfamily member 5. The record is from RefSeq and is a predicted model, not a curated record. Lineage: Eukaryota; Metazoa; Chordata; Mammalia; Artiodactyla; Camelidae. Gene Ontology annotation, molecular function: long-chain fatty acyl-CoA hydrolase activity. Gene Ontology annotation, biological process: cardiolipin acyl-chain remodeling; long-chain fatty-acyl-CoA metabolic process. Gene Ontology annotation, cellular component: mitochondrial matrix.